GGCACCGUUGCAAAGGCAUUGCCUCGACCCAUAACUACUACUACUACUUCGGCUAACAAUUAUUUCGGGUUUUGGUUUGUGAGCGUUAUUAGUGAAAUUUGCCGUUGGCUGUUACAAAUUGAUCACUUUAUGAUGUUACGUCGUGGGAUUCAGAGGGCAGGUCAAUUGACCCAAAGCAUUAGGGUACGGUCCUGUUCAAGUAAAAUAACUUGGUCAACUGGAGAAAAGACUGAUCCAGCACCGCUUGACUGCCCACUGGGGAAUAAAGGUGAAUACCCAAAAAGAUUACCAGAUGGAGGCAUUGAAUACUUUGGCUUCAAAUAUUACCCAAGGCACCCUGACGCAGUUGAUCCUCCCUAUGAACCAUCACCACUCCAUUUAGUUACCAGGGUUAGAAGUCUGAAGCGUAAACCCCACUGGGAAAAGGAUAUUAUGAAGAGGUUCGGCCUUGAGAGGCGAAGUGCAGUGGCCAUAAUUAAAAACAAUCCUGAAAAUAAUGCAUAUCUAUGGAAGGUGAAGCAUCUUGUGAAAAUAGUUCCCAUAAAAUUGCCCGAAAGCUUACCGGAAGAUGCAGAUCCAAGACAUUGCUUUUUACAGGAAACAGGCGAGUUCAUUUAUAAUCCACACAUCACCGUAAAUGAAACCGACCUUGUGGAAGAUGAGGAAAUUGCAAGGACAAAAAUAUGCAAGACAUUUAUUGAUGAACAUACUCGUAAAAAUUGGGAAUAUCCUUGGCAGAUCAAACUGUGCUAGAAAUGAUUGUUCAAUUUUUUCCUUUCAAUUAAAGCUGUUUUGAUAAUAUACUUCUUUUUCAAGCUUUAUACCACUUUGGCAUCAUCAAUUGAUGUAAUAAAACAGUUCGUAUAGUAAUUUUAUUUGCAUGUAUAUUGUUUAUAAGUUGUUUGUUAAUCAUUCAAAGUGUCAGUGUAAAACAAAUGUACAAAGUGUAUUAAAGUAAAUAGGAUAAAAAAUAAAAAAGUCUAUAAUAUAU
Messenger RNA from Macrobrachium nipponense, 991 nucleotides. RefSeq lists its product as uncharacterized. Gene Ontology annotation, cellular component: large ribosomal subunit; mitochondrion. The transcript is spliced from 5 exons. Gene Ontology annotation, biological process: translation. Bases 130 to 753 code for a protein of 207 amino acids. The record is from RefSeq and is a predicted model, not a curated record. Gene Ontology annotation, molecular function: structural constituent of ribosome. Lineage: Eukaryota; Metazoa; Arthropoda; Malacostraca; Decapoda; Palaemonidae.